Molecule: messenger RNA, 2040 nt
Organism: Gloeophyllum trabeum ATCC 11539
Lineage: Eukaryota; Fungi; Basidiomycota; Agaricomycetes; Gloeophyllales; Gloeophyllaceae
Exons: 6
Coding region: 74-1921 (615 amino acids)
Source: RefSeq, a predicted model, not a curated record
CAAGGAGUUGCCUUUGACGGGGGACGUUCCACUGCAUCCUGAUGAUGCAGUAAAGAUCCUGGACAUCCUUGAAAUGGUGGAUACGCAAGGCCUGCUCGAUCGAGUAUUCCCUUUACCAGCUGACCCCACAGAAGCCUCGACCUCAUCGUCGCAUUUGUCAUAUUCUUUACGAGCCCUGUUGAAGGAGUCUCCAAAUCAUCCUCUCCGUGUUCUACGAACUGCAAUUCAGCACCUCUUUCCGAUAUCAUCCCAUGCCCGGUCUCGUCCUUCGACACCUGCCGCCCAACAGCUGCGAUUCUGCAAUCUAGCUCUCGCUCUCCUCAAUCAAGCCUCUUUCAACUCCGUCUCAAUACCUUUAGAUAUCGAGACCAUCCUCCCGCAGGACUCGGAAGAAGCCACUCGCCCGAAGUUCCCAUCUCGGAGGCGGAAAUAUGCAUUAUUGCAGCGCCUGCCGACCGGGGACUGGUGGACGUCUCUGGACUCCCAUUUCGCCGCACCGCCGGAUGGCAAAGAGCUAAAGGAUCUACCCACCGCUCAUGCUGAGCUCGUUGCUGUUCUCCCCACGCCAUCAAUAUCCGCACCUGCUGGCACAGAUCUAUCCUUACGGCAUCCUACUAUCGGUACCCUAUUUCCUCGGAAACCACCGGGACCUAAACAAGUGCUACCAGGCCCCAGAUACGUCAGCGCUGGCAGUUUCCUGGAUUAUGGCCCGUACGCCAGCUAUGCUCCGACCUUCGACCAAGAUGGGACCGAAGUGGGCAGAGACACGCUGGGUGAACUGUUGUGGAAUCGAGAAGUAAAGAGGAGGCUGAGAGCGAGGCAGAGGACUCUACAGCUGAAGAUGCAGGAAACUCAGGCUAAGAUGACCCAUGUGGGGCUCGAGCAUACCGACAGUGACGUACGUACGGCUGAUGUCGAGCAAGAGGAAGAGGACCUCCUGUCACCAAGUGAUGUCGAGGGGGUGAAGUCCCUGCUGGAUACGCUGGAGCUAGAGCAAGCCGUGCAAGAGCUUCUGGAUCGGAAUUCUCGCGCACUGCAGAAUCUGGAGAAGCUACAGAAAGAACGGCUAGGGCGAGAAGAUGGUGCUUUUGCUCAAGUUGAAGUCGGCUCAGAAGAGUGGGAGACGGCACAAGCAAUCAUGGACACUCUUACAGUCCUGGCGUCUCUCCGUCCUCGGUCGUCAAAUGCCUCCGACGUGCCCCUCGUGCCCUCCGACGCUGUCCUACGAAAGCUCCAUCGGACACUGCCCGUUGGUCCUUCCCAAGGCUGGUAUGGCACACUGCAGCCUACACGUCCCGCGGCAGUCCGGGACGAUAUGACCUUACAGAUCAAGUCUGGCGUCUCCGUACCUCCAGCUUCGGGAACUGCAGUGCCUACGACGCCCGCUGCAAGUAAGACCGUUGCUGCAGGGACGACUGCCACCCCGUCGUACCCAUACUAUCCCGGCUAUGGCGGCGGACAGUACAGAUACACUCCUGGCCAGACGCCGGCGUACUAUCCUCCGUCUUAUAGUGGUAAUCAGCCGCCAGCCAACGGAUCUGCAUAUUACGGCCAAUACCAAGGAGGACAACAAGCUGGGUACCCAUAUGCAGGAUGGUACAAUUACCAGCCUCCUGCACAGCAGUCGGGCACACCAUCGCAACCUACAGCGACAGCUGGCACUGGCUACGCUGGCUAUUACGGUGCGAAUCAGACGCCACAAGCCCAGCGGGCAGUAGCAAACACUGUAUCAGCGAAGCCCUACCAGGCCCAACCAUCAACUUGGACACCGACUGCUUCUGCGUACAGUGCGCCUACUUUGCCUUCGCAUUUACGGACUAGUGGAAGUCAGGGUACACCUACUGCACCUGCAACCCCGCAGCCAUCAGGAACGGCGCCGUCCUACCAGCAGUAUUAUUCGUAUCAGUCCACCGCACGUUGAUUUAGCUUCGUUUAUCUCGCAUGUUGCGCAUUCCUGUUUAUCAUUAUCUUAGCUUCGUGGUCGUUGAUUCGGCAAUCGCAUUCAACUUGGUUGCAGAGAAUAAAACCUGCAAUUCUCAA